This is a messenger RNA of Uncinocarpus reesii 1704, 468 nucleotides long. RefSeq lists its product as uncharacterized. The coding region runs from base 1 to 468 and encodes 155 amino acids. The transcript has a single exon. The record is from RefSeq and is a predicted model, not a curated record. Gene Ontology annotation, molecular function: structural constituent of ribosome. Lineage: Eukaryota; Fungi; Ascomycota; Eurotiomycetes; Onygenales; Onygenaceae. Gene Ontology annotation, cellular component: mitochondrial large ribosomal subunit. Gene Ontology annotation, biological process: mitochondrial translation.
AUGUCAAUGCAUCUCCCCCUCCAACGAAUCGGUGCCACCAAACUCCCUUCCACAACCUACAUCUGCUCGCAAUGCCGACACGCAACCCUCCUCCGCCGUCCUAAACGUCCCUAUACUUUCACUCAGCUCAUCACCCUCUCCGACGGAAGUACAUUCACGCACCGCACCACCUCUCCUCAAGCAGUCUACCGCUCCACCCGUGACACACGCAAUGCGCCCAUGUGGAAUCCGUCCAGCGAACGCCUACUCAAUGUCGAAGAAGACGAGGCGGGAAGGCUAAAAGCGUUUAGAAGUAGAUUUGGAAGAGGGUGGGAUGCGACGAAUACGGUUUCUAUGGAGGCGGCGCAGGGGGAAGACAAGGCCGCCGCUGCUGUGGAGGAGUUUGACGAUGAGGACGAUAAUUUGCUGGAUUUGAUCACUUCGUUCGGGCAGGAGGAAUCGAAGCCGAAGGCUGGGAAGAAGAAAUAA